Rhodamnia argentea is the source of this 1231-nucleotide messenger RNA. Its product is annotated as glyoxylate/hydroxypyruvate reductase HPR3. The record is from RefSeq and is a predicted model, not a curated record. Bases 79 to 1056 code for a protein of 325 amino acids. Gene Ontology annotation, molecular function: glyoxylate reductase (NADPH) activity; hydroxypyruvate reductase [NAD(P)H] activity; NAD binding. The transcript has 2 exons. NCBI's taxonomy places the organism in Eukaryota, Viridiplantae, Streptophyta, Magnoliopsida, Myrtales, Myrtaceae. Gene Ontology annotation, cellular component: cytosol.
UUGGAAAUCAUCGCUGUCGUCAUCGUUCUCUGAACUUCACCGCCGAACUCACAAUCGCUGACCAACACCGUUCAGGCGAUGAAGAUGCGCCGUCACGACCUCCCUCAGCUCUUGGUCAUCAAUCCGCCGGGGCUCUUCGACUACGGGGACCCGUUCGCCGCCAAAUUCACCGUCCUCAGGGCUUGGGAGUCCCCGCUCCCCCUCCCCCGCUUCCUCUCCGCCCACGCCCAGUCCGCCCCCGCCCUGCUCUGCUCCGCCGCCACCCGGGUCACCGCCGGCCUCCUCGACCUCCUCCCCUCCCUCCGCAUCAUCGUCACCACCAGCGCCGGCCUCAACCACAUCGACGUCCCCGAGUGCCGCCGCCGCGGCAUCGCCGUCGCCAACGCCGGCGAGGUCUUCUCCGAUGACGUCGCCGACGCGGCCGUCGGGCUGGCGCUCGACGUGCUCCGGAGGGUCUCGGCCGCCGAUCGGUUCGUGCGGCGAGGGCUUUGGGCUAAGGAUGGGGACUUCGCUCUCGGGUCGAAGCAGUUGGUAGGCAAGCGAGUCGGUAUUGUUGGACUUGGCAGCAUCGGGCUACAAGUUGCAAAAAGGCUCGAGGCUUUUGGCUGUCCUGUAUCUUACAACUCUAGGACAAAGAAGCCAUCUGUUUCAUAUACCUUUUACGCAAAUGUUUAUGAACUCGCAGCUAACAGUGACAUUCUCAUAAUCUGCUGUGCCCUAACUGAGCAGACUCGCCAUAUGAUUGGUAAGUCGGUCCUUUUGGCUCUAGGGAAAGACGGAAUCAUCAUCAAUGUUGGCCGUGGUGCCAUUAUCGAUGAGAAAGAAUUGGUUCAGAGUUUAGUGUGGGGAGAAAUCAGAGGUUCUGGUUUAGACGUGUUUGAGAAUGAGCCCAAUGUUCCUGAAGAAUUGCUCUCGCUGGAUAAUGUCGUCCUAUCACCGCAUGUAGCCGCCUUCACCGAGGAAUCUUUCCAGGAUUUAACUGAACUUAUGAUUGCAAAUUUGGAAGCUUUCUUCUCAAAUAAACCAUUAAUUACACCGGUCAUGGACAAACAAUGAAGGACCUAGUUUGAGGUGUCUUGUUUACCUUCAACUGCGUUCCCGGCGCAUUAGAAUUUUCAUCUCAUUCUAGACUACUCGUUCUGGAUGUUAACUGUAUAUUCCCACUGUCCUCUGUAAAAUUCGCCCAUGUAAGUGCAUGAUUCGGAUGUCUAGUGUGUAGAAUUUUCCAUUA